Messenger RNA from Solanum dulcamara, 1190 nucleotides. RefSeq lists its product as uncharacterized. The record is from RefSeq and is a predicted model, not a curated record. NCBI's taxonomy places the organism in Eukaryota, Viridiplantae, Streptophyta, Magnoliopsida, Solanales, Solanaceae. The transcript has a single exon. The coding region runs from base 178 to 1038 and encodes 286 amino acids.
CAACCCCCCCAAAAAAACAUCUUCUUCUUUUUGACUCUCCAAAAUCUUACACAAACAACACACCUUUCUUUAGCCAUCUUUUUCUGCUUAUAAAUUAAACUUCACCCUCUUUCUUCAACUGUAGAAAUCAACAGCAAAGUAAAAAAUCAAGAAUCCUUCAAAAAAAAAUAGCCACUUAUGGCAAUUGAUGUGUGUUGUGAGAUUGCAAGUUUAGUUGUUAGUCCAAGAAUCUCCUUCUCUCAUGAUGAUGGAAUCCCAAUUGAAUGCCAUCAACAACAACAACAACAUCAUUAUAGAUCAGAUGCAUUUCUUCUUGAAUCAUCCACCAUUGAUUUUGAUUUUUGUGUUACUGAUAAACAACUAUUCAUCUCCUCUGCUGAUGAACUUUUCUCAAAUGGCAAGAUCCUCCCUUUUGAAUUCAAGAAAUCAACACCCUUUGCAGAAAUCAACCCAUCUUUGCAAAAACAGCCAGAAAAAUCACUUCUUGAAAAUGGUAAGGAAAAUACAAAGAAAAAGAGCUUAAAGGAAUUCUUGUCUACUGAUCUUGAUGAUGAUGAUGAAGAACAACAAGAAACAACAAAAUUGCCGCAAGCAAAACCAUUCUGGCAAUUCAGAAGAAGUAGCAGUUUGAAUUACCAAAAUAGCCAAAAUAGUAAUGUUUUUUUGCAAUUUCUAGCCAGAAGUAACUCAACUGGCUCUGCUCCAAUACAAAAAAAUCCAAAAAUUUAUCAAAAACAGAGUUCACAAAGAGAACAAAGAGAAAAAAUAAAAGUUCUUAGAAAAAGUUCAUCUUUAUCAUCAUCAUCUACAUCAUCAUCAUCUUCUUCUUCUUCUUUUUCGACGAAUUUUUCGUCCUUUAAUCAGAGCCAUCCAUUGCAUUCAUCAUCAUCAAAGAAGGGUCAAUCACAUCCAUUGAAGAAGAGUUAUAGUAGAUCUUAUGGCAAUGGAGUUCAUGUGAGUCCUGUUUUAAAUAUUCCACAUGCUUUGUUUGGUUUAGGUUCAUUGUUCUGUAAUGGAAAAUCCAAAAAGAAGAAAUAAUUUCUUAAAAAACUUCAUAUAGUUUAUUUCUCAGAUUCAAUUUAUAUAAUAUUUACACUAUAGUAUAAUUUGACAUGUGGUAAGAAGUUAGUUGAUACCCCUUCAUUGUAAAUUACAUUAUAUAGAUAGGUUAAAAUUGUAUAUGUAUUAUA